Messenger RNA from Camelina sativa (false flax), 1645 nucleotides. RefSeq names its product GDSL esterase/lipase At3g26430-like. The record is from RefSeq and is a predicted model, not a curated record. Lineage: Eukaryota; Viridiplantae; Streptophyta; Magnoliopsida; Brassicales; Brassicaceae. Gene Ontology annotation, molecular function: hydrolase activity, acting on ester bonds.
UCCCUUAGAUGAUCUUAUGUGUAAUGGAGUAAGCAAUUUAACUUAAAUGAAGAUUUUAAUUUGUAAGUCACAUAAAUUAAGACUACUAACUAAGCAAGUUAACAAAAAUGAAGACUUUUAAUUUGUAAGUCACAUAAAUUAAGACUACUAACUAAGCAGUUUAACAAAAAUGAAGACUUUGUAAUUGUAAGUCACAUAAAGAACCAAGCAAAUUUACAUUAUGACUUUGUAGAUCACAUUAAUAAAGACUUUUUUGAGUGACAAAAGUUGUGUAGUUUAUUUAGCGUAAACGUUGCCUUCCUUCACUUGGAUAGAAAAAUUGAACAGGAUAUAAUUCUCCCUCUUCUCUCUUUGUAAUUGAAAAUGGAAACUAAUGUCUUGUUAAUAAAUUUAGUAUUAGUAGUAGGAUCAUCUCUCUUGCAUCCAGGAGUUUGCUCUCCUUCUUGCAGUUUCUCGGCGAUAUUCAACUUCGGCGACUCUAAUUCCGACACAGGCGGACUCUCCGCCGCAUUUGGACAAGCCCCUUUCCCAAAUGGACAAACUUUCUUCCACUCCCCUUCUGGUCGUUUCUCUGAUGGUCGACUCAUCAUUGACUUCAUAGCGGAGGAGUUAGGGUUACCAUACCUAAAUGCUUUCUUGGACUCCAUGGGUUCAAACUUCAGCCAUGGUGCUAAUUUCGCCACCGCUGGAUCCACCGUCCGGCCACCUAACACCACCAUUUCUCAGGGCGGUGCGAGUCCCAUCUCUCUCGCCGUUCAGUUGGUUCAAUUCUCUGAUUUCCUCACACGUUCACAACUCAUUCGGAACCAAGGUGGAGUGUUUAAGCAACUACUUCCGAGAAAAGAGUACUUCUCUGGAGCAUUGUACACAUUCGACAUCGGUCAGAACGAUCUCACCGCUGGAUUAAAACUCAACAUGACUACAGAGCAAAUCAAGGCUUAUAUUCCAGAAGUUCUUGAUCAAUUCUCCAACGCCAUUCGUAAAGUGUAUAGUAAAGGAGGAAGAAGAUUUUGGAUACACAACACAGCUCCUCUUGGUUGUUUACCUUAUGUUCUUGACAGGUUUCCAGUACCGGCUUCUCAAAUGGACAUUCACGGUUGUGCGAUUCCGCGUAAUGAGAUUGCUCGGUUUUAUAACUCUGAACUCAAAAGAAGAGUAAUUGGGUUGAGAAAAGAGCUUUCUAAAGCUACAUUUACUUAUGUUGAUGUCUACUCUAUCAAACUCACUCUCAUCACUCAAGCCAAGAAACUCGGUUUUAGAUAUCCGUUGAUAGCUUGUUGUGGACAUGGUGGGAAGUACAAUUUUAGCAAUAAUAUAAGAUGUGGAGCUAAGGUUAUGGUGAAAGGGAAAGAGGUCGUGCUUGCUAAGUCUUGUAUUGACGUGUCGUUUAGAGUUAGCUGGGACGGCAUACAUUUCACUGAAACGGCGAAUAAAUGGAUCUUUCAGCAAAUAAACAGCGGGACGUUUUCGGAUCCUCCUCUUCCCGUUAAGUUUGCCUGCACUACUAGAUAGAAGAAGAAUCAUAUGACCAAAGUGUCCCUUGAGGAUGGGGACUAAUAAAAGCUAUUGCCUAUUUGGAAUCUUUGUUUUUGGUUCAAAUUGUAAGAAAAUUCUGAUGAAAAUGAAAUUGCAACUACCUGUCAUA